AUGCUGAGCAGACUUCACUCCUACUUGCCCAAGCGCACACUUGCGGCUCCGCAUUUCCAAAGUGCAAAAGACGAAACGUCGAUAGACAUCGAAUCAGAAAGCAAAGAUGAUUCCACCAACCUCGUCCACACUCUAACAGAGACGACAGAGACGAAGCGUCAGAUUGGUGUCAUCAGCGCUUUUUUCCUCAUCUUCAACCGCAUGGUUGGAACCGGCAUCUUCGCAACCCCGAGCACGAUAUUCUCGCUGUCCGGCAGCGUUGGUCUUAGCCUCUUCAUCUGGGUUGCUGGCAUGAUCAUCGCCAUGUGUGGUAUGGCCGUCUACCUGGAAUUUGGCACUGCCAUCCCAAAGAACGGAGGCGAGAAGAAUUACUUGGAGUUUGUCUAUCGACAUCCCAAAUACCUCGCGACAGGAUUCUACACAGGAUAUGUCGUUCUUCUUGGAUGGGCCGGGUCUAACUCGGUCAUUUUCGGGGAGUACAUUCUCAACGCUGCUGAGGUCGAAGUCACGAGGUGGAACCAACGUGGAGUCGGGCUAGGCUGCAUCACUGCCGCAUUUCUCAUGCAUGGAUGUGCGCUCAAAUGGGGAUUGAGGUUGCAGAACCUCCUCGGUAUCAUCAAGCUGAUCAUUGUGCUACUCAUUGUUGUGUCUGGCUGGGCUGCCCUUGGGGGUGCUCUCAAGGUGCCAAAGCCCCACAACUUUGACAAUGCAUUUGAAGGAACUACCGGCAGCGCAUAUGGAGUCGUUACAGCCUUAUAUAACGUGAUAUGGUCGUACAUCGGAUAUAGCAACGCAAACUACGCCCUGAGUGAAACGAAGAAUCCAAUUCGCACCCUCAAGAUCGCAGCACCGACGGCGAUUAUCUUUGUUUCGAUCAUCUACAUGCUCGUCAACAUUGCUUACUUCGCUGCCGUUCCUAAAGAAGAGAUCAUAUCUUCUGGCCGUAUUCUUGCGGCAUCAUUUUUUCGCAAUGUCUUCGGAAAACGGGCAGAGCGGGCGCUUUCGGUGUUUGUUGCAUUGUCCGCCUUUGGAAAUGUCCUCAGCGUCAUCUUUUCUCAAGGUCGUCUGGUCCAAGAACUCGGUCGUGAGGGGAUUCUCCCGUUCUCCCGUUUGUGGGCAAGUAACAAGCCGUUCAACGCACCCCUUGCUGGUCUAUUCGAGCACUGGUGUGUCUCGGUGAUAAUCAUGCUUGCACCUCCCCCUGGAGAGGCGUACAAUUUCAUCCUGAAUGUCAUCUCGUACCCCUUGUCCAUCGUCAAUGCCUUUGUCGCCGCCGGACUUCUAUAUCUCUAUGUCAACCCCCACCGUUGGGAAUGGUCUCCGCCCAUCCGGGCCACCUGGCCCGUUACACUGCUUUUCUUCCUCAGCAACCUAUACCUCGUCGCAGCUCCGUUUGUGCCACCCACUGAUGGGCAAAACGUGUAUAAGAAUCUCCCAUAUUACCUGCACUGUGUGGUCGGCAUGGGGAUUAUUGCUGCUGGAGGAGUCUAUUGGCUCAUCUGGGCUGUCCUGCUGCCGCGACUUGGCAAGUACGAGCUUGUGAGAGAAGUCGAAGUCAGUCCAUUGGACGGAUGGGAGAGAAAUGUGUUCUCAAGACGUACUAUAAGUAGAAAAUAA
Fonsecaea multimorphosa CBS 102226 is the source of this 1617-nucleotide messenger RNA. RefSeq lists its product as uncharacterized. The record is from RefSeq and is a predicted model, not a curated record. Gene Ontology annotation, molecular function: L-amino acid transmembrane transporter activity. Gene Ontology annotation, biological process: amino acid transmembrane transport. Bases 1 to 1617 code for a protein of 538 amino acids. Gene Ontology annotation, cellular component: membrane. NCBI's taxonomy places the organism in Eukaryota, Fungi, Ascomycota, Eurotiomycetes, Chaetothyriales, Herpotrichiellaceae. The transcript is spliced from 7 exons.